AUGCGUUCGUUAUUGUACUUGACGGCAGCUCUGGUCUAUCUUCUUCCCAGCGUCGUUGCGAUCAGUGUCUCUCGCACUGACUCGGCGAAGAGAGCUCAAACAACGCUAACUGAUGGGACGCAAAACAAACGUCUGCAAGGGAAGGUGGGGACUGUGGCGUGGCAGUCGACUGGAAUCUUGAUCGACGGGUGUCCCAGUAACAUAUCCAUCAGGGACUGCUACACACUUCAGUUGUCCAACGAUCCUACCAAAAUGCUUGACCCGAAUCCGACCAGCCCAAGACAAAGGAUUGAGUUCAGUAUCGGCAAGACGAAAGACAAUAUCCCUAAGUCUUACACCUGGAAGUACUACCUGUCCUCCAAGACCGGUACAGGAAAUAGCUUUUUCCACCUCAUGCAGGUCAUAUCGGACGGUUACAGUGGCCCCGUCAUAACCCUCGAUGCCGAGGCUGGUAAAGUUGCCAUCAAGGACAUGAAGGGCUUCCAUCCUUGCCCAUCUUCUGGUUGCCCCAGUGUCGCGCUUGAAGACUUCACAGACCGCGUCACGUUGCACUCGAUGAACGUUACUUUCGGAAACAACGGGAAGCUGGCGUACAAGGUGACGGACGAGAAGACGGGGAAGACGUUGAUCGACUACUCGGCUAAUAAGAAUAUGGGGAAUGUCACGUCGAGCAUUAAAUUUGGGACGUACAGGGGUGCUUAUAAGGGAAUGACAGAAUCUCUCGCUUAUCUUGGAGACUGGACGGGCGAGGACAACUGA
Stereum hirsutum FP-91666 SS1 is the source of this 759-nucleotide messenger RNA. RefSeq lists its product as uncharacterized. The transcript has 5 exons. The coding region runs from base 1 to 759 and encodes 252 amino acids. NCBI's taxonomy places the organism in Eukaryota, Fungi, Basidiomycota, Agaricomycetes, Russulales, Stereaceae. The record is from RefSeq and is a predicted model, not a curated record.